Molecule: messenger RNA, 972 nt
Organism: Helianthus annuus (common sunflower)
Lineage: Eukaryota; Viridiplantae; Streptophyta; Magnoliopsida; Asterales; Asteraceae
Exons: 7
Cellular component (GO): cytoplasm
Molecular function (GO): nucleic acid binding; nuclease activity
Source: RefSeq, a predicted model, not a curated record
ACCAAUCUUGUUUUGCAGCUACUCCUUAACUGCCUUUUACAAUACCAGAAUAUCAAAGUCAAAAUCAGAAUCAAGAACGAUAACUGCAGAGUUCUCCGCUCAUCCACAAACAAUGGGUUGUUAUCAUUUUACGGUCUCCCGCUAUCUCAAUCUGCGGUUGAAGUCACCACAAGCCCAGCUCCACCACCAGUUGCCAAUGGAGCCAAGUAUGAAUUAAACACACUUCCUGUGGAUGAAAAGGCGGUAGCAGACGGGGAUACAGUGACAGUUUACGUUAGUACCUUAACUCCCAGAGAAGCAGCGUGUGUUCCACAAGCCGUACAAGUGGCAGCAGUCGAACGGGCCAAAGCACGGGCUCAAAGGAACUACACCAAGGCAGAUGCACUCCAUAAGCAAAUUAUUGACGCGGGCUAUCGGAUGCUAAAUAUACAUAAUGAGGAGAUUCUAGCCCGGAAGUAUCGAAUUAGACUACGGGGAAUAGAUGCACCAGAAAGCUCAAUGCCUUAUGGGAAAGAGGCGAAAGAGGAACUGAUUAGAUUGGUUGUGGGGAAGUCUUUGAAAGUUUUGAUCUUUGAUGAAGACCGUUAUGGCCGUUGUGUUGGUGAUAUCUAUUGCAAUGGUGUCUUUGUCCAGGAACGGAUGUUGAAGAAAGGACUUGUAUGGCACUAUGGAGCUUAUGACAAACGACCGGAGCUAGAAAAGUGGGAAAAAGAUGCUAGAGAUAAGAGAAUUGGGUUGUGGGCUUCAGCAAAUCCUGAAAAACCAUGGGAAUGGAGGAAGAAUCGUCGUGAACAAAGAUAAUUUACAAGUCAAUCAUAAAACUCUCAGUUGAAAAUAAGUGUAACCAUUUUUAUGAGAAAACAAAGAGGUGUAAAAAUGUAUCCAUAUGUUUAUUACAUUCUAAAUUGUUUUAUAAAAAAAUAGUUAAAUGUUGUACUUUUUGUAACUGAUUUAUUAGUAGUUGGGUAUGAA